UAUUUCCGGUUCCGGUGAAAAGUAAUCGUCAGCACAGGUAACAUCUGCACCGACAAGCAGAAUGAGGUCCUUGGUAAUUGUAACGCUCUUGGUGAUGUUGGGCAUUGUCGUUUGUGACGAUCAUGCCCCGAAUGCUGUCAGCUACACAUCAAAGACGUUUUCAACCGAAAUAGCCAGAAUUCCACAUUUCGUUAUGUUCUAUGCACCAUGGUGUGGCCAUUGUAAGAGACUUUCUCCUGUGUGGGAUGAACUGGCUCAGUUUUUUAACAAAGACUUUGGGAUGUCCAAACUUAUCAUUGGAAAGGUAGACUGUACCCUAGAGACAGCUCUAUGUGCAGAUCAUGAUGUGACUGGAUACCCAACACUAAAAUACUUCAAGAAAGAAGGAUCGGAGUCAGUGAGAUUCCGUGGCAGCAGAGGUCUGAGAGAAUUCCAGGAAUUUAUAGAAGAGCAGUUCAUAUUGGACGAUGACAAUACAGAGAUGGAGAAGCCACUUGAACCUGAAAAGGCUCUUGGUCCUCUAGCUGAACUUACUGACGAAACAUUUGAGAAGGAAAUAGCGACCGGCAACACUUUUGUGAAAUUUUAUGCUCCUUGGUGUGGUCAUUGCAAGUCACUAGCUCCAACUUGGGAUUCUCUCGCUCAGGAAUUUGAAAAGGAACCCUCUGUUACCAUAGCAAAGGUUGAUUGCACAAUUCACAAGACAACAUGUGGCAAACAGAGUAUCCGUGGAUAUCCGACCUUAGUCUUCUUCAAGAAUGGACAGAAGGAACAGGAGUAUUCAAACAGGGAUUUAAACAGUUUGAAAAAUUUUGUAAUCAGUAUGAUUGGGAAAGAAAACAAAAAUGGAGAUGAAACAGAAGGCAAAGUACCAGAGGAUAUUCCUAAAGACCAGGAGGAUGAAAUUGUGCCCACAGUUUUCCCUCUUGAUCAGGAAUCGUUCCCAGAGGUAGUAGCCGAUGGUGUCACCUUUGUUAAAUUCUACGCCCCAUGGUGUGGACAUUGUAAAAGACUGGCUCCGGUCUGGGAUGAUCUCUCCACCAAAUUCAUCGGCAGUACAUUUAUCAGACUUGGCAAGGUGGAUUGUACUGUAGAAAAACUUCUCUGUAAACUCCACAAGGUCCGUGGCUACCCGACAUUACUCCUCUUCCGUGACGGUGAAAUGAUCAGCGAGUACAGUGGAGCACGUGACGUUGGAUCUUUGGAGGCUUUCGUCCUCAAAAAUAUUGAACCUCAUGAUGAACUAUGAAGCCUUUUUGGAAACAUCAGAAGUACAGGAAUGCUUGGGUGUAUAUGAAAAGAACAUGUGUUGGUGCAUAAUAUGUGGUGAUGUGUGUAGUAGAUCAUAAACUGCUGUGUGUGGAAAUGUGGAUAGUGCUCACGUUGGUGUGUUACAUUGGACAUAACCGCUGGGUUCAUAAUACAGUACAUAAAUGGCCGACAUUGGUGCAUUACAUAGGAUAUAACCGCUGGAAUUAUGAUAUAUUAUGUCUAUGUAUAGGGACUUAGUUUAGGGGUAUGCAUUACAUAUGAUGGAACAGCUGGGUUUAUAAUACAGUACGUAAAUGGCCGACAUUGGUGUAUUACAUAUGAUGGAACAGCUUGGUUUAUAAUACAGUACGUAAAUGGCCGACAUUGGUGUAUUACAUAUGAUGGAACAGCUUGGUUUAUAAUACAGUACGUAAAUGGCCGACAUUGGUGUAUUACAUAUGAUGGAACAGCUGGGUUUAUAAUACAGUACAUAAAUGGCCGAUAUUGGUGUAUUACAUAUGAUCGAACAGCUGGGUUUAUAAUACAGUACAUAAAUUGGCGAUAUUGGUGUUUUACAUAUGAUGGAACAGCUGGGUUUAUGAUACAGUACGUCUAUGUAUAGGGACUUAGUUUAGGGGUAUGCUAGGUGGUUUGUGUAGUUUGGUAGUAAUAACUGGUUAUAAAGUGGGGACAUAUACCAGUAUAUGUAUCUUGUGUGGAGUCAUUUAAAGAAAAGCUGGUUAUAGAUACACUUAGAAUGUGGUUAGGCAUGUAUUCCUCUAGAUUUAUUUUAGUUAGUAAUGUGUUGGCAUAUAGUUUUGUGAAGGUUUAUGAUAACUAGUUAUGUGCGAGGACUUAAUAUAUAGUUUUGCGAAGGUUUAUGACAACUGGUUAUGUACGAGGACUUAAUAUAUAGUUUUGCGAAGGUUUAUGACAACUGGUUAUGUACGAGGACUUAAUAUAUAGUUUUGCGAAGGUUUAUGACAACUGGUUAUGUACGAGGACUUAAUAUAUAGUUUUGCGAAGGUUUAUGAUAACUAGUUAUGUGCGAGGACUUGAGAUGUUUUGUGUGGGGAUAUAAUAAGCAAUUUAUGGGGAUCAAGGUUCCUACUUUUUGGGUUAUGUGUGGUAUAAGGUUUUGUAUGACCAUCAGAGGGGGAGAGAGAGAGUUGGUAAGAUAACAACAUCAUAUUGUGAUUGUGCCAUUUAAUAGUAACACAGUUAUUUUAUAUCUUUGGGAGAUCAUGUCACAAAUUAUCAAAAUAAAUUAAUUCUCAUGUCGAUUCUGUAUGAAAAGCUCAGGUCGAUUCUGUAUGAGUGCAUCAUUGGUGUGAGUUGUUUGAUGUAUUCUGAAUCUAGUGAUUCUACAAGUCAGGUGAAAUCCUUUUACUUUUAGCAAACUCUGUGAAAUCAGACUUUACUUCAAAAUGGCCAAAUUGUUUGGUCCCAAGGUUGUCCAAUAAAGGGAGAAUUAAUUAAAGGAGAAAUAUGUCAAAGUUAAACUCCGAAUCAAAAUAAGUGUUUAUAUAUUUACACUGUAUAUACUCCCUUUCUUAUAUGUAAAUAAUCCAACAUGUGUUAUGGAAAUAUAACAACAAUUGGUCAUGUGACCAUUGUGGUGACGUCACAGAUUGUAAAUAACUCAAUACAAUUGUAUAUGUGUUAUGGAACUAUAACAUCAAUUGGUCACAUGACCAGUGUGGUGACAUCACAUAUUGUAAAUAACUCAAUACAAUAUUUGUGUUGUGGAACUAUAGCAUCAGUUGGUCAUGUGACCACUGUACUGACAUCACAGAUCUCAUCGUUACAAAACUGACUUGGCAGUUCCAAGAAUUUCACAAACUAAUUAAUAUGACAGAAAAGUGGACUAAUUAAGCAUAAUUACUCUCCAAUAAAUGUAAAUAUAAAUAAUGAUGUACCCUAAACUUAUUGCUGACAAUGUAACAAAAAACUUGAACCUGUGGUAAUGAAUGUUUAAAGUCAUAAUGUUCAAAUUGAUGCAUGUUGAUGUCAAACCUUUGUAUAUAAUUAUGUUCUUAAAGCAUUGUUAAAGAGUGAAUGAACAAGACAACCAUUUUGUAUUGAACAUUCUGUCAGUGGCGACCCAAGAUAUUUAUAUAUAAGGCCUUGGGAACAUGUUCCUGUACACACCUGGUACAAGGAGAUUAAUUCUAUUUACAUUUGCCAGUAAUUUUGGCACUAAAACAUGAACAUCCAGGGGCGCUCUUUUGUCAUUAUAAUGUGUGAGAACCCUAUUCUGGGUGAGAACAGGGGACUCAAAGGCAGCCAUAAGGUACAUGUAUGUAUCUAAAUCAUAAGUCUUCUUAUUUUGUAAUUUUCUUUUAUAGUAGAUAAUACUAUGGCUAUUUCUGUGUAGGUCAUGCCUUAAAGGGCUUCUAUUUCAACAUCGGCAUACCUUAUACUGUCUCUGUGUAAGGAUAUGACCUUCUAAGGAUUCUACAUUGACAUAGCAUACCUUAUAUGGCUCUCUGUGUAAGGUUUGACCUUAUAAGGAUUCUACAUUGACAUAGCACACCUUAUAUGGCUCUCUGUGUAAGGAUAUGACCUUAUAAGGAUUCUACAUUGACAUAGCACACCUUAUAUGGCUCUCUGUGUAAGGAUAUGACCUUCUAAGGAUUCUACAUUGACAUAGCGUACCUUAUAUGGGUCUCUGUGUAAGGAUAUGACCUUCUAAGGAUUCUACAUUGACAUAGCACACCUUAUAUGGCUCUCUGUGUAAGGAUAUGACCUUCUAAGGAUUCUACAUUGACAUAGCAUACCUUAUAUGGCUCUCUGUGUAAGGAUAUGACCUUAUAAGGAUUCUACAUUGACAUAGCGUACCUUAUAUGGCUCUCUGUGUAAGGAUAUGACCUUAUAAGGAUUCUACAUUGACAUAGCAUACCUUAUAUGGCUCUCUGUGUAAGGAUAUGACCUUAUAAGGAUUCUACAUUGACAUAGCAUACCUUAUAUGGCUCUCUGUGUAAGGAUAUGACCUUAUAAGGAUUCUACAUUGACAUAGCACACCUUAUAUGGCUCUCUGUGUAAGGAUAUGACCUUAUAAGGAUUCUACAUUGACAUAGCAUACCUUAUAUGGCUCUCUGUGUAAGGAUAUGACCUUAUAAGGAUUCUACAUUGACAUAGCAUACCUUAUAUUGCUCUCUGUAUAAGGUUUGACCUUCUAAGGAUUCUACAUUGACAUAGCAUACCUUAUAUGGCUCUCUGUGUAAGGAUAUGACCUUAUAAGGAUUCUACAUUGACAUAGCGUACCUUAUAUGGGUCUCUGUGUAAGGAUAUGACCUUAUAAGGAUUCUACAUUGACAUAGCAUACCUUAUAUGGCUUUCUGUGUAGGGAUAUGACCUUAUAAGGAUUCUACAUUGACAUUAGCAUACCUUAUAUGGCUCUCUGUGUAAGGAUAUGACCUUAUAAGGAUUCUACAUUGACAUAGCAUACCUUAUAUGGGUCUGUGUAAGGAUAUGACCUUAUAAGGAUAGCAUACCUUAUAUGGCUCUCUGUGUAAGGAUAUGACCUUAUACAAGUUCCCAAAGAUAAGGAUGAAUAGUAUGCCCUUAUAUGGAUGUCUACUCAUUUUGUGUUAAUUUGCCAUCUUUUCUUUCUCACAAUAUAUUUUUUGUCAAAAAGAUUAUUUUUGAAACUGGUGUUUGUUUUCUUAAUAGUUGCUGCUUUUUCAUCCUAAGUUUGUCCUUUUUUUUAUUUGAAACCUUAACAUUUUUGUCUUUUUUUUUUUAAUCAUCUUUGGAUCCAUACAAUUUUUUAAGCUUUCAUUCUUGUUGCCAAUAUACUCUUCGUCUACUUAAUGUGAUAAUUCAUUAUAGAUUAUUGAUAUGCUGACAUUUAAGGUCGUGUACUAUUUAUUAAGAGGAGUUUGAUCCAUGUAAAUAUAACUAAAUUAUAUCAAAUGAAAAAAAAUGUUAACAAUCAUAUCAGUUUUUAUUUGAUAUGUUGAAGUAUUCAAUGUCACUAUUUUAAAGUAUACAAAGUGAUCUGGUGAUAUUUUGUUAUGUGCGAGUCACUAAUUAAAAUUCUAAAUAAUUGAAAUAAGUAUAAUAACUAAAUUUUCAGGAUGAAAUGAUACUGCCUUAUUCAUCAAUGUUUGAUUUUGACAGAAAUGGAAAUUGCUUUUUAACAGUAAUAGUUUUGAAUUUCUUUUGUAUUAUGGUGCUACACUCUUAGAGGAAGAUGCUGGUUAUGUUGUGUUCCAAUCUGUUCAGAAUCUGUUAUGGUGUCAGUAAUUUAUUUUCAUCAUGAAUAAAUAUUUUCCUUGAACAUAC
Molecule: messenger RNA, 5541 nt
Organism: Pecten maximus
Lineage: Eukaryota; Metazoa; Mollusca; Bivalvia; Pectinida; Pectinidae
Product: thioredoxin domain-containing protein 5-like
Exons: 9
Coding region: 62-1249 (395 amino acids)
Biological process (GO): protein folding
Cellular component (GO): endoplasmic reticulum
Molecular function (GO): protein disulfide isomerase activity
Source: RefSeq, a predicted model, not a curated record